Cannabis sativa is the source of this 1930-nucleotide messenger RNA. RefSeq lists its product as uncharacterized. The transcript has 4 exons. NCBI's taxonomy places the organism in Eukaryota, Viridiplantae, Streptophyta, Magnoliopsida, Rosales, Cannabaceae. The record is from RefSeq and is a predicted model, not a curated record. Bases 850 to 1638 code for a protein of 262 amino acids.
AUAUUAUAUCAUCUCUCAUGUGUAGUGUUAUGUUAUGUUGUGUUGUGUUUCUCUUUUCAACUUCCAAGUGUUCCUUUUAUUCAACUACCAUUUGUUCUCUUCUCAUCUUAUUCUCUUCUCUCCUCUCCAACCAUUCCUUUUUCUAUUUAUUCUAUAUUAUUUAUUAUUUUAAAUAAUAAAAAAAUAAGAAGAAGCUAGACCAUGACUAAUGUCUUUCACAAAUGCUAAAAAAUACUAUUAGUAUCUAAUACCAGUUUAAGUAUCUUAUAAUUAUUGUACAAUUAAGUAUCGGGUCUUACAUAAUUUAAAAUAAAAUUAUUGGCCGCGAAACCUCUUUAUAUUUUAAUUUUAUACACUUGACUCUCUUAUCUUUUUUUUAUUAGCAAAACUCUUUUAUAUUUAUUUUUUUUUUUACAAAAUUGAGGUUUCAAUUAUAUAUAAUUCGAUUACUACUGUAUUGACUUCAAAGUUUUACUGUCAUGUAUAAAUAGGUGUAUACAAUAGUUAUCCAAUUAAUAUUUGACGAUAAUAUUUAACUUUUAAAAUAAAAGGAUUUCGUUACCAUUUACCUUUAAAAUAAUAACUUUUAUAAAAUUUCACUAACUAAUCGCAAAACAACACUUCUUAACAAUAUUAGACACCACUAAUAACUUAUAGCAAUAUUUUCACAUACAAACAAAACAAAACACAUUCAUUCCUACUAUUCUAUUUCUCCCCCAAUCCUCAUUAGACUUUUAAACACACUCAAACCAAUGAAACACACAACCCUUUAACCCUUCUUUCCUUUCUCUAAAAAAUACAAUAAAAAAGCUUCCUUUUUCUCAUUUUUGUUUUUCCCAAUACAAAGACAUGGAUGAUGAUCAUGAUCAAGAACCUACUCCAACAGUCAGAGAAAUCAAACCCAAAAGCAGAAGAAUCAUGGGAGGAGGAAGACCAGAAGAUAAACAUGAAGAAACACUUGAAGAAGAAGAAGAAUUGAUUAGAAGAAGAAGUAGUAGUAAAUGGCCUCCAUGGAUUAAACCAUUACUUCAAACAAGAUUCUUUGUUCCUUGUAAAAUCCAUGUUGAUUCACACAAGAGUGAAUGUAAUAUGUUCUGCUUGGAUUGCUUACACCUUGGUGCCCUUUGCUCUCUAUGUCUCUCUUCUUCUCAUUCAAACCACAACACCAUUCAGAUAAGGAGGUCUUCUUACCAUGAUGUGAUAAGAGUAUCAGAGAUUCAGAAACAUGUGGAUAUAAGUGGAGUACAAACAUACAUAAUCAACAGUGCAAGGAUUGUGUUCUUGAAUGAAAGGCCUCAACCUAGGCCUGGUAAAGGUGUCACCAAUACAUGCCUUGUUUGUCACAGAACACUACUUGAUUCAUUCUCUUUCUGCUCUCUUGCUUGCAAGAUUGUUGGGAGAAAGAAGAAAAGGGGUGGUGAUGGUUAUGAAGUGGAAGAAGAAGAAGGUGAGGUUGAAAAUGAGUCUGGUGGGAGUAGUAGCAGCAAUAUCAGCAACUACUUUAACAACAAUAGAAGAAGUAAUAAGAUGAGUAGUUUAAAGGGUACAACAACUGGUUUAAGUUAUAGAAGUAAUGGGAAGAGAAGAAAGGGAAUCCCUCAUAGAGCUCCCAUGGGAGGUCUUCUCAUUCACUUUUGACUUCUCAUAUGAUAUGAUAUGAUAUUUAAACACUUUACUCAGAUUAAGCACUUCUUGUCUUUGUAUAUUUUUAAUAAUGAAAAAAGCAUAAGAGUCAAUAUAUACUUUAAUAAUGUAUAUAGGAAAGGAAGUAAUAAUACAAACAUAUACAUACAUUACAUAUAUGUUAUGUACUAAUGAUGAUGAUGAAUGAUGAUAAUUGUAAAUGUAGUAGGUGAAUUUGUGUAAUAUAUAUUUUGAUGUAGUGUAGUGGUUUGUUUGUAGACUAAUUUAAUAUACAUGAGUUUUGUUC